This is a messenger RNA of Didymella exigua CBS 183.55, 822 nucleotides long. Its product is annotated as NAD(P)-binding protein. Gene Ontology annotation, cellular component: intracellular anatomical structure. Gene Ontology annotation, molecular function: oxidoreductase activity, acting on NAD(P)H, oxygen as acceptor. Lineage: Eukaryota; Fungi; Ascomycota; Dothideomycetes; Pleosporales; Didymellaceae. The record is from RefSeq and is a predicted model, not a curated record. The coding region runs from base 1 to 822 and encodes 273 amino acids. The transcript has 3 exons.
AUGUCCGUCUUUCGCGCAAACUCACGCGCCCUGAUCACAGGCGGCGCAUCCGGUAUUGGCUAUGCGGUCGCCGAACUAUGCCUGAAAGCGUCCAUGAAAGUCACUGUCGUCGACUUCAACCAGGAAACCCUCGACUACGCAAAGAAAAGUCUCAAAGGCGAUAUCGAGUGCGUGAAGUCAGAUGUCAGCGACCUCGAUGCAUGGAAAAGCCUGAAGGAGAAGGUUGGCGAUGUGGAUUUCCUGAUGCUGAACGCUGGACGCAUGGAUAGGGGAAGCUGGGGCGAGAGCGAUUAUUUCAACCGGAUCCUCAAUACCAACCUCUACGGCGUGGUCAACGGCUUGAACACCUACGUUUCCUCUUUCCAGUCCCGCUCUUCCAGCACACCCAGCGCAAUUGUCAUCACAGGCAGUAAGCAGGGCAUCACGAAUCCGCCCGGUAACGCAGCGUAUAACGCAAGCAAGGCUGCUGUUAAGGCACUAGCUGAGCACCUCUCCUUUGACUUGAAAGACACGAACACCAACGUGCACCUACUUGUCCCAGGUUGGACUUACACCAGCCUAACCGGCAAACCGCCUGGCCAAGAAUCCAAGAAACCCAACGGCGCGUGGUCGCCCGAUCAAGUGACAGAUUUCAUGGUGAAGAAGAUGGAGCAGAACAAAUUCUAUAUCAUCUGCCCAGACAACGACGUCAGCGAGGAGACGGACAAGAAGAGAAUGCUCUGGACCAUGGGCGAUAUUGUGAAUGGAAGACCGCCGCUGACGAGGUGGAGGCCGGAAUUCAAGGAGGAGGCGGAGGAUUGGAUGGCGAAACAAAAGAUUUAA